AUGCCGCUUUUGGGACUUCCACUAGAAUUGCUUUUGUGGAUUGGCAAGUCCAUCGACAAGAAGGACCUUCGAAGUCUGCGUCUCAUAUCUCGAGAAUCCAACGUCGUCUUCACAAAGAGCCUCUUUGAUUGCAUAGACUUCCAAGACACCCCGCCAAUUCAUUGGGCAAUCGAAAGCGUGAAAAUUGUCGAACGACUCCUCAAUAUACAGAAUAUUGAUCUCAAUAACCAAUCCCUGGACGGAAAUGCGCCCAUUUCAAUUGCGCUGACCUGUCGCCAAACCUACAUCUUCCAACUUCUCUUGUCUGAUGAGCGGACAAAUUUCAACAUCUGCGACCAUCAUGGCCAAACACCACUGCACCUAGCGACAGAAAUUGGCGACUAUGGAGCAAUCCAUAUGCUUGUACGAAAUCCGCGAGUUGAUGCCAACUGUCUCAACCACCGACAGGAAACUCCGUUGCUUCUGGCUGUCAAAGGACACGGUCGUUUUCUCCCUAUUAACAAAAGAAUACUUAUCAUUGAAGCCUUGCUUUUGAGUCCGUGCAUCAACCUUAAUUAUCAAGAUGAGAAUGGACGCACCGCAAUCUGGUAUGUAGUGAACAAUUCUGACACAAAACUGGCUGAGCUCCUCUUGCAGCAAACAGAUCUGGACCUCAAUUGCGCCGACAAGCUGGGCUAG
This is a messenger RNA of Penicillium concentricum, 678 nucleotides long. RefSeq names its product ankyrin repeat domain-containing protein. Bases 1 to 678 code for a protein of 225 amino acids. The transcript has 2 exons. NCBI's taxonomy places the organism in Eukaryota, Fungi, Ascomycota, Eurotiomycetes, Eurotiales, Aspergillaceae. Gene Ontology annotation, molecular function: protein binding. The record is from RefSeq and is a predicted model, not a curated record.